Messenger RNA from Clupea harengus (Atlantic herring), 2201 nucleotides. RefSeq names its product surfeit 4 (gene surf4). NCBI's taxonomy places the organism in Eukaryota, Metazoa, Chordata, Actinopteri, Clupeiformes, Clupeidae. Gene Ontology annotation, cellular component: endoplasmic reticulum; membrane; endoplasmic reticulum-Golgi intermediate compartment. The record is from RefSeq and is a predicted model, not a curated record. Gene Ontology annotation, biological process: Golgi organization.
UAUCGUCGCCACGCGAAGCAUUGUGGGGAGGAGGCGGCCUAGUCUUCAGAGACAGGCAGGAACUGGUAGAUUUUGUGGUGAAAGAAUUUUCUAAAUAUUAGUAGAAAUCUGGUGUAACAACGCGUUUCAGCAGUAAGCCUCGCAAUUAUCAGACAUGGGGCAGGAAGAGCUAAUGAAUACGGCUGAAGACGUGGCGGAUCAGUUCCUGCGGGUGACAAAGCAGUACCUGCCUCACCUGGCUCGCCUGUGCCUCAUCAGCACCUUCUUGGAGGACGGCAUUCGCAUGUGGUUCCAGUGGAAUGAGCAGAGGGACUACAUCGAGGCCACGUGGAGCUGUGGCUACUUCCUAGCUACCUGCUUCGUUCUCAUCAACCUCAUAGGACAGCUGGGUGGAUGUGUCCUUAUCCUCAGUAGAAAUUUUGUACAGUAUGCUUGCUUCGGCUUAUUUGGCAUCAUCGCAUUACAGACCGUUGCUUACAGCAUCUUAUGGGACUUGAAGUUUUUAAUGAGGAACCUGGCCCUGGGUGGAGGGCUGCUGCUGCUGCUGGCCGAGUCGCGGUCGGAGGGGAAGAGCAUGUUCGCCGGCGUGCCCUCCAUGGGCGAGAGCUCCCCUAAGCAGUACAUGCAGCUGGGGGGGCGCGUGCUCCUCGUGCUCAUGUUCAUGACCCUGCUGCACUUCGACUCCAGCUUCUUCUCGAUUCUGCAGAACAUGGUGGGCACAGCCCUCAUCAUUCUGGUGGCCAUCGGCUUCAAAACCAAGCUGGCCGCCCUCACCCUGGUGGUGUGGCUGCUUGCCAUCAAUGUCUACUUCAAUGCCUUCUGGACGGUGCCUGCCUACAAGCCCAUGCACGACUUCCUCAAGUACGACUUUUUCCAGACCACAUCAGUCAUUGGCGGCCUGCUGCUGGUGGUGGCCCUGGGGCCCGGAGGCGUGUCCAUGGACGAGAAGAAGAAGGAGUGGUGAAGAAGCACUGCGAACCACCACCACCACCAACACCACCUCCACUUCUACCACCACUGCCCGGGACACACACAGACCCCAGGAUCCUGUCCUCCUCGUCCUGAUCCUGCGUCCAGAUUCGUGCCCUUGAGACGUGAACCAGCGUUGCACACUCAACUUUCAGUUACAGCAUUGUUCCCCCCCCACCCCAACACUUGUCUUUCUCAUCCACUUUGCUUUUAAAAAAAAUAAAAUGGACAUAAGUUCGACCAGGUGAAAUACUGGCGUUUUUAUACACCUGUUACUUCCUUCUCCACGUUGUCAACACGGCAGACAACUAAAACAAGACCACUGCAAUUAGAUUAUUUUGCGUUGUGGGUGGUGUUGCAAUAAUCAUUUCUUUUGUUGUUUUUUGCCUUCUGUUGAAUCUGUGAAUUUCACCGGCACUAAAUGAGCCCCCCCUAAUUGCCAUAACAGUGGAUGGUGGCUUUUAAUAACACGAGGGGGAAAUAGGACGUUGGUGAUGGUGGUACAUGUUCAUGACAUAACCUAAAUACAUUUCGUCAAGUAGGGGAAGAAUUGGUGAGUCUUCAUCGGUUAGUUUAUCGGAUUUGGCGUCCUCCGUUUCAGAAGUGCACAGCUCCAUUUUCCUUAUUUAAACUGAGCACAUGAGUCAUGAGGUUGCUAUAUCGAUUUGAGGCGCUGAGCUCAAGAUUGUUUUGCAUUUCUGUCACUUUCUCUCCAUCUCUCUCUCUUUCUCUGCCCCAACCUUCAUGUGAGCCCCAUUUAAUACGUACCUGUGUCCUUACGUUUGGCUGUAACGUGUUCACUGAAUGACAGUCAAUGUGUUUGAAGCUGGGGGUCUUUCAAUGACACACUGAAACGCUUUAGGUUAAAGCAGAGUUAAUGCGUAACUUUCCCAACUUCGAACAUUGGAGCAGAACUCACUUUCGGACUAUUUCUACUGUGUGUUUUUGGUAAGCACCCGCAUCUAGACAUAAGUGUCAGAUCAAGGUAGGAAAUGGGAGUUUACAGUUGCAGAAAAAAUGCCAUAUUUUAUGAAACUGAAAAUGCAGAGGCAAGCCAAACCGGACAGAGCACCAGUUCACACCCGCUUUUGUGUCUUGUUCAGUGUUUUUGCUGUCUAAGAAGAUGAAAUGUACUCAUUGUAUUGAUUUUCAGAAAUUUAUAUUGUACUUUUGAUUUUCUUUUUUUGUGAGAUCAUGCCGGAGAAUUAAAAAAAAGGCAAAAGGAAAACAAA